GUGAAUCUGGACUGGGAAAAUCAACAUUAAUCAACUCAUUAUUCCUAACAGAACUGUAUUCCCCAGAGUAUCCAGGUCCUUCACACAGAAUUAAAAAGACUGUACAGGUUGAGCAGUCAAAAGUUUUAAUCAAAGAGGGUGGUGUUCAGUUACUACUUACAAUAGUUGACACACCAGGAUUUGGAGAUGCUGUGGAUAAUAGUAAUUGCUGGCAGCCAGUUAUCGACUACAUUGACAGUAAAUUUGAGGACUACCUGAACGCAGAAUCUCGAGUUAACAGACGUCAGAUGCCAGACAACAGAGUGCAAUGUUGUUUAUACUUCAUUGCUCCAUCAGGACAUGGACUUAAGCCUUUGGAUAUAGAGUUUAUGAAACGCCUGCAUGAAAAAGUAAAUAUCAUUCCACUUAUUGCCAAAGCAGACACACUUACACCUGAGGAAUGCCAACAGUUUAAAAAACAGAUAAUGAAAGAAAUCCAAGAACACAAAAUUAAAAUAUAUGAAUUUCCAGAAACAGAUGACGAAGAAGAAAAUAAGAUUGUUAAAAAGAUAAAGGACCGUUUACCUCUUGCUGUGGUAGGUAGCAAUACGAUCAUUGAAGUCAAUGGCAAGAGAGUUAGAGGAAGGCAGUACCCGUGGGGUGUUGCAGAAGUUGAAAAUGGUGAACACUGUGACUUCACAAUUCUGAGGAACAUGUUGAUAAGAACUCAUAUGCAGGACCUGAAGGACGUCACUAACAACGUACAUUAUGAGAACUACAGAAGCAGAAAACUGGCAGCUGUUACAUACAAUGGUGUUGACAACAACAAAAACAAAGGGCAACUAACAAAGAGCCCAUUGGCACAGAUGGAGGAGGAAAGGAGGGAGCAUGUAGCCAAAAUGAAAAAAAUGGAAAUGGAAAUGGAACAGGUGUUUGAGAUGAAAGUCAAAGAAAAAGUUCAGAAACUGAAGGACUCAGAAGCUGAGCUGCAGCGACGCCAUGAGCAAAUGAAAAAGAAUUUGGAGGCGCAACACAAAGAAUUAGAGGAAAAGCGUCGCCAGUUUGAGGACGAGAAAGCAAACUGGGAAGCUCAACAGCGUAUUUUGGAACAACAGAAUUCUUCCAGAACCUUGGAAAAGAAUAAGAAGAAAGGGAAGAUAUUUUAAAUACGUCAUUUUGACCACCAGUUAUGUAUUAGUUGCCAAUAUGCCAGCCUGGACAUCAGUGUGUGUUGGAUCCGUUUGACCAAUUUUGCACCAGUUGUAUCCAUAGUAAUGGAUUUAACAGCAUGACAAAUUUUUGUUAAUUUUCAUGGGGAAUGAGAUGCCUUGAAAUUGUCUAGGGUGUUGUGUACUUGGAAAAAUAACAGCUCUAAGUACUUUUUUUUAAAAAAAAACCAUGUUGUUUUAAUGCAAAAGAAAACAUUUUACUGUUGUACAAUCAUGUUCUGGUGGUUUGACGGUUUACACGAUAUUAAAAAUGCAAGGACUCUAGACGGUUUUUAGUGAGGAUAAAUUGCCAUAAUAUGAUGCAAACGAUGCUUCUCUAUUAUUAUAAUACAAGAAUUCCAUUCAGUGCAGCGUAUACAAUAAUGUAAUUUAGUCUAACACAGUCGACCCUAUUUUUGACACUUCCAUUGUUUAAAAGUACACAUGGAAAAACAAGAGUUGUAGGCUACAGUGCACCUAAGCUUUUUAUAACAACCCUUUUAUGUUUUGGAUUCUUUAAAUAUAUGCUAUUCUCAUUUAGUAACUUCUUAGGCAGAAGGAUCUCAUUACUGCUUCAUUUUUUUUUUUUUGUAAUAACAUUUAAUUUAGAUAUUUUUCCAUAUAUUGACCUUCCUAAAUAGAAUAUAGCUUCUUUCAUAUGGUAGGAACCAGUGAGUAAAACUUUCCUUUAACUCCCUUUUUACAUUUUAUGGUAAGUAGCAGGAAAACGCAUUUAUAGGUCAUUUCUAGGCAAAAUUGUGGAGUUAACUACCAACCUGUUUCUACCUGUGUGCAGUCUUUAUUUUACUAGAAAUGGGAAUAUGGCCUCAAGAAAAACAUCACCAUUUUGCAUUUAGCUGUAUUCAUAUACUGCAUUUCUGUAUUUUUGUUUGUAUUGUAAAAAGUCACAUAAUAAACAAUGUUGUGAUGUAA
This is a messenger RNA of Apaloderma vittatum (bar-tailed trogon), 2120 nucleotides long. RefSeq names its product septin 7 (gene SEPTIN7). The record is from RefSeq and is a predicted model, not a curated record. The transcript has 11 exons. NCBI's taxonomy places the organism in Eukaryota, Metazoa, Chordata, Aves, Trogoniformes, Trogonidae. Gene Ontology annotation, cellular component: cell division site; septin ring; microtubule cytoskeleton. The annotation marks the transcript as partial. Gene Ontology annotation, biological process: cilium assembly; cytoskeleton-dependent cytokinesis. Gene Ontology annotation, molecular function: GTP binding; GTPase activity; molecular adaptor activity.